This is a messenger RNA of Chara braunii, 5132 nucleotides long. The record is from the annotation of a GenBank genome assembly. NCBI's taxonomy places the organism in Eukaryota, Viridiplantae, Streptophyta, Charophyceae, Charales, Characeae.
CGGGAGCGCAGAAUACUAAAUAGGAAUGGGCGUGGGUCGACAGUUUACGUCCAUCCCGUUUCGACUGCGUCUGAAGUGCCCUUUACCGUGGUGACAUGCACGUGCCAUCGCAGGUUUACCGCGGUGACAGACACGUGGCCAUCGCAGGUUUGAGAGCGUCUCCACAACAUCUUUUCCAGGGAAAGUGGGUGACAGGGAAGUGUAUGGCAGCUAUGGAUCCCCGAGUUCAACUGCAGAAGGCGCAGGAUGCCAAGGUCCUGAUGGUUGGGGCUGGGGGCAUUGGCUGCGAAUUGCUGAAGACGUUAGUGCUGACGGGUUUCAGACACAUCGAGCUGAUUGAUAUGGACACGAUUGAAAUUAGCAAUUUGAACCGUCAGUUUCUGUUUCGUCAACGUCAUGUGGGAAAGCCCAAGGCAGAGGUUGCCCGUGAAGCUGCUUUGAAACUCCGGCCCGAUGCAAAGAUUGUGGCUCACCAUGCAAAUGUGAAAGACCCCAAGUUUAAUCUAGACUUCUUUGGGAAGUUUUCUGUGGUGAUGAAUGGGCUGGACAAUUUAGAAGCGCGCCGUCAUGUCAAUCGGAUGUGCUUGGCUGCUAAUGUGCCACUUGUGGAAAGUGGAACCACAGGAUAUUUGGGACAGGUUACGGUUCACAUAAAGGGAAAGUCGGAGUGCUAUGAGUGCAAAGCGAAGGCCAUGCCCAAGUCAUAUCCAACGUGUACGAUUACAAACACGCCUAGCAAGCCAGUCCAUUGCAUCGUCUGGGCAAAGGAGCUGCCUUUUGCGAAGCUGUUUGGUGAACGGGGUGUGGCCAAUGACCUUGACAUAAGAGUUAUGGCUGAAGGCGGGGGUGCAGGGGAGGAUGCGAGGAGUGAAGGGCAUGAAACCGAAGAGAAAUAUUCUUAUGAAUGGUGCAAGGAGUCAGAAACUUCGAGGGCUUUUGCCCGACGGAUAUUUGACCGCAUCUUUGGCUUCAACGUAAUGAAGACCUUGGAAAUGGAUGAUCUAUGGAAGAAUCGACGCCGACCGACACCGCUGUAUGUCAAAGAUGUGUGGGCGGGUGCCGGUGAGGACGACGAAUGCAGAGGGGAUCCAGAUGACACAGCUGAGCCGGAUGUGGAAAUCUGUGGAGCUGAGAGAGGCGCCAAGCGACAGCGAGUAGACGAGUCUGGUGCUUCGGUCAAUCAUACGGAGAGGGAUAGUAUGGCCGCUGGUCCUUGGGAAAGAGGCCUUUCGGCAGCUGCAUCAUUAGGUCUGAUGGAUCUUCAGAAAGUCUGGAGCUUGAAAGAGAACACGCGAGUCUUUUUGGAGAGUCUGCGGCUUUUUGUGGAAAAGCGUCCAGAGGAGAUAGGUUGCCUGACGUUCGACAAGGAUGACACACUCGCCGUCGAGUUUGUGACUGCAGCUGCAAACUUGCGUGCGUUCUCGUUUGGCAUAUCUAUGCAGAGCCUCUUUGAUGCAAAGGGUGUUGCAGGAAACAUUGUGCAUGCAAUUGCAACGACAAAUGCUAUAAUUGCAGGCCUCAUUGUUCUGGAAUCUCUCAAGGUCUUGAAUGAUCAAACGGACGCUUGCAGAGAAGUCUUCUGUCUGGAGCACCCGGCAAAGAAGAAGCUGAUCAUGUCUGCAGAACUUGAGAUGCCUAAUGUGAACUGCUAUGUCUGCUCAAAGAAACCAUUGACGCUUGAAGCAGAUGCUCAGCAUACAACUCUUGGUUGUGUAAUCAAUAAGAUUGUGCGCAAACGGCUCUGCGUCGACAGUCCAAUGGUCUUCGCUGGCGACAGAAUUCUGUAUGAGGUUGGUGAUGAUCUUGAAGAAAGUGAGGUCAAGAUGUAUGAACAAAAUCUGAAAAAGAGACUCUGUGACUUUGACCCGCCGAUAUCGAAUGGUUCGGCACUUACAGUUGAGGAUCUGCAACAGGAUUUUAAGUGCAACAUUUUUAUAAAGCACAGAGAGGACUUUGACGAAGAGCGUGAACCAGACAGAUUAGUACUGAUUGGAUCCGGGUUUGCUUCGGCCGAGACCGUUGCAAAGAAAGAGGUUAGUGAGAGCAAGGUGAUCGGUGAGAACGGCCAGCAUAAUGUCAAACCCUCUGAAGUCUCGCAGGCGACGAAGGCGUCAUCAGAAACUGCUCCCACAAGAGUGGGUGCCGAGGAUUCCAAUUGCGGAGAUGCUCAAACCUGCAGUGGAGGUGUAGUGGUGAUUGAAGAGGAUGAUGAUGAAGUCAUGGAAGCUACGACAGAGUCCAUGCUUGGCAAGAGGAAAAGGGAAGAAGGUGAGACGGAGCGUCCACCAAGUCCAAAAGCAGAAGAGGAAGUGGUUGAGGUAUUGCUGUCCGACACAGCAGCAAGAAAAGCAUCCUCGAUGCCAGGGAAGGGUUCAGAAGCAGAUCCUGAGAUCAUUGACGUAUAACCUUGUCUGGAGUUGUGGACUUGCUUUUCUUCCUUCAUUCAAGUUCAUUGUAACGUUCGAGGCUUUGCAGGGAUGGGUUCAUCGCUUGGUGAGCAAUGUGCCAAGAGUUUGAUCUGCUGGAAACGCAUGGAUGGCCUGCUUUGCAACGUCCCCUGUGUGAGACAGCAGUGCCUUCUUGGCAGCAGCUGUAAUGUACAGAGGUAUGUACUAAGAAUCGGCACUAGAGUCCUGUUCCGGAGAAACCACUGGUGGGGUUAAGAACUUAAGAUGUUUUUGCCCAUCUCUUGCUCUUGUUGUCUAGUCUGAUCUCUGAUCUGUACAAAGUCGCAGAGUCCAGAAGUCAUCUGUAGCCUCCUGGCAAGGUCCAGUAUAGAGCUUAACUUGCCGACUGCAGAAGUCAUUUGUCGACUGCUGGCGACUUCUUGGAGGUGGGCAUGAAUUCCAGUAUAUAGAGCUUCGUGCUCUGUGUUUUGCUCGUGGGGACGAAAAUUUUGCGAAGGCCUCUUGGAUUCAAGGAAACGCCAUGCAAGUGGAUGUUGGAGUCACUCCUGAAGUGAUCUGGGAGUGCUGGCAAGUUCUCGGGGGUGGGCAUGAAUAUCAGUAUAGAGCUUUAUGCAACGUGUGCUGCUCUCCAAGGCUUGUUGGAUUAAAGGAAACAGCUUCAUGCUCUGUGUUUUGCUCGUGGGGACGAAAAUUUUGCGAAGGCCUCUUGGAUUCAAGGAAACGCCAUGCAAGUGGAUGUUGGAGUCACUCCUGAAGUGAUCUGGGAGUGCUGGCAAGUUCUUGGGGUUGGGCAUGAAUAUCAGUAUAGAGCUUUAUGCAACAUGUGCUGCUCUCCAAGGCUUGUUGGAUUAAAGGAAACAGCUUGAUGCCACGUGUUCUGCUUGCCAAGGCCUGUUGGAGUCAAUGAAAAACACCAUGCAAGUGGCCACCGGAGGAAAAUGUAGCAGCAGAAGGUACGAGGGUGAUGCAUUCUGUACGUGCUACGUUGCUCCGCUUGAGGCAUUGUGAUUAAGGGGUGUGUCUGAAUAUGACAGUGGCAACACCCCUCGUACCUUUUUCGACUUGAACUGUGGUAUGUGGAGGCCGCGUCCUGUGAGAAUUCCAUGUUAAACACCUGAAGCAUGGUGUGAGGGAUGUGUGGAGGGGGUGGCAAUCAAUGGUCGUUCACUCACCGGGAAGGAAAGUUUCCACAGACUGGUGCGAAAGGGGGAAGAAUUGGGAAGCUCGCUCCACCGUUGUCCAUUCCUCGUACGGAACGAUCAUCAACAGAAGUAUGCUCGGGGUUCCCUCGUCAGUGAUCGUUCCUCGUAAAAGAGUUGUGCAAGGAAGUGGCCUGUACUUUUGGGGUUUGGAACUUGCAGAGUGGAAUGGUGUGCAGCUUGCAAUGGCAUGUCCCUGGAGUGUCGCCUGUGUUCACAGUGAUUGUCUGCUCCUGUGAGCAUGCUCAAAGCGCAGAAAAAAGGUGAGGGUCAUCAGUUCUCUCACAGAAAAAAGGUGAGGAUCAGCAGUUCUCUGCAAAGAAAAAGUUCUCUGACCACUUGGGGUGUAUUGUUGGUGUGAAAUCCCUUGCAUCUCAAGUGGAGGCCCAAGUUUCUUUUCAGCCUUUUGGUAGGCUCAUUUGUGGCUGGAGGUGCUGGAACCCCCAAGUUUCUUUUCAGCCUUUUGAAGCUGCUGCCCUUGCAUCUCAAGUGGAGAUGAUAGGCUCAUUUGUGGUUUGGGUGAGACAUGAAAGGUGAGGAUGCUGAAGCAAGCCAUCCUGUUGUUGUGGCCCCUCCUUCCAUCAGCACAGCGGGAAGCUAAAGUGCUCGAGUUGGCAAGCUGAAUUGCAACAGAGGGGUACGAGAUACCUUUUCUACAAAUAAGGCUUGCAGUGUGAGCCUGCUAGCGAGCGAGCCUUUUUGUUUUCCCCUGGUAAUACAGGCGCAUUGAUGAGUGAAACACAGGCUCCGUUUAUGAUUGGUGGUCAUGUUUGCAUUUCUGGUGAGAUGGCUUCCCUUUGUGACACGAGACGAGCCACAGGGAUGCCAUAGGUAGGUUGAUGCGCAGUCGCUGACUUUCAACUGAAGGCUUGCUGUGUGAAAAGCUGCUAGCGAGCGAGCCUUUUAGCUUCCCCUGGUGAGACAUGCCCCCGUUUAUGAGUGAAAGACAGGCUCCGUUUACGAGUGGUGGUCAUCUUUGCUUUUCUGGUGAGAUGGGUUCCCUUUGUGACACGAGACGAGCCACAGGGAUGCCAUAGGUAGGUUCAUUUGCAGUCGCUGACUUGCAAUAGAGGGGUCCGACAGACCUUUACAAAUAAGGCUUGCAGUGUGAACCUGCUCGGGAGCGAGCGUUUUAGCUUCCCCUGGUGAGACAGGCCCAGUUAUGAGUGAAAGGCAGGCUCCGUUCACGAGUGGAUGUAUUCUACAAGUCAUUUACUUCGACUAUAUCCCUCGUGCCAUUCACAGAAGCCAUGGCUCGUGCCAUUUCAUUUGACCAGAUCUCAGCGAGAGUAUGUGGAUAGGUGGAAUCUUUCUGCUGCAUGGCUUUGCUGACAGCUUUCUGUCACUCUGUCAUGAAGGAUUGUGUGCAUGUAUUUUAAAUGGAGAUGUCGAAAGCUGUAGCAUUUGCCUUUUCUUUCGUUCUAUCGAACUCUGCAAUAGCGAACUGCAAUCCAGGUAGGAGGGCUUUCUGAGGGGCAACCCUUGAUAGUCUUUUUGUUGUGCUAAACACUGUAGUAACAGCAUU